CGGUGGUGCCUUCACUGACACACUAACCCACAACAGAGCUCGGAACCCACGGACCGAACCAGACGCCGAGCCCCUGCACACACGGACCGUCCGCAGAGAAGAUGAUGUGGACCGUUGUGAUCCUGCUGGCUGCUGCUCUACAUGUGGAAUCUUAUGGGAUGCACGGUCAGGAGCGUUUAUUCCACGGUCGCCAGCUGAAGAUCUACUUGAACAAGAACUGUGAUAAGCUGGAGUUCAUCCCAGCGGACGAUCCCUACAACUCCAUCCUGUACUGGGACAGACUCAUGGGCAGGGUGAGGAAGGGUCGCGUCUCUGGCACGGGCUCUGACCGACGAUGGUUCAUCGAAAAGGUGACUUAUGAGGACCAGGGGACAUACGUUCAGAGAGACUUCUGGAAUAAAGAGGUCUCCACCAUCAAAGUGGCUGUGACGACCAGACUGAACUUUGAGAAGUGCGUCGCAGGAGAGAGUCUCUACAUCCCACUCGAGGGCCUCGACCUGGCCGACGCUGAACUCAUCUUCACCGGACAGAGCGCCAACGUGACGCUGGUGCAUGAUGGUGCUCCAGUGGGCCAAAACCUCCCAGAUUACUGGAACCGGGUUGAGACCCACAGUCAGAGGCUGGAGAUCAAAUCCGUGAACACCACCGAUGAGGGACGUUACUUACUGAAAGACAGGAAGGGCCGGGAGGUGUCUAUAACCAAGAUGGACCUGACGGACCGUCAUGAGACCACAGACGGGAACCCGCUCAUGGCUCUGCUCUUACUGCUGGGCAUCCCGGCCGGAAUCUGCUGCUGCUGUCGCAAAAAGAUCUUCAAGAAGAAGGCCACCACUGCCGCGACGCUUCAGACGACACCAGACGCUGUCCAUCCUCCUCCCAGCGGCCCCGUCGGACCCUCGCCUCCGUACAGCGCUCCAGGACAACCAGGAACGGUUUACUACCACGGACCCAGUCCUGGCAUGGGUCCUGCGGGCCAUCCUCCACCUGCCGGCCCUGGACAAUGGAACGGUCCUCCACCGUCCCCUGGAUAUAACCCCAGCUACCCUCCCACCAACCCCGGCUACCCUUCCACCAACCCCAGCUACCCUCCCACAAACCCCGGCUACCCUCCCACCAACCCGGGCUACCCUACUGCGGGCCCCGGCAUGGGUGUCCCUGCCCAGCCCCCACACUGGAACGCUCCACCAGGCCAGUACCCUCCAGGACCUGGAGCUCCAAUGGGCUAUGCUCCCGUCAUGUACAGCGCUCCUCCUCCUGCAGCAGCCAGUGAACCUGUGAAAGAGCAGCUCAACAGCGCCUCCUCUCCGGCCGACCCCCUGCUGACUGUCACAUCACAGGGAGACGCCGUGUCCUCACCUGUUCCUGCAGUUCCUCCCACCACCACCACACUGUCCUCCGACGGGGCCUACAAGUUCGACGUAGGGGACAACUCGUCCAACUUCCUGUAGGGGGUGCCGUCUCUUCAGGCGCCUUCCUCCCUCUGACCUCACGCAGCCGCUCUGUCGUCCAUCCCUCGGUCAGAGCCUUUUAUUAAGUCAGGGAUGUUUUUCUUUGCCUCGUCGCCUCGUGGUCUGACGUCUGAGUUUCACUUCCUGUUUCCGGGUCAAAUUUCUGGAGGCGACGAGUCAAAGGAAGAGUUUUUAAGUGUUAGCAUGUGAAGUAGAAAAGUGUAACGUCAACAUUCGGUGAGUUUGUGUUCACUUCACCGAGUGUUGAGCGACGUCUCAAAGACACAAUCGUCUUUUUCACUUGUGUUCAAUACGUUUGUUUUUCUUUUCUUUUUUUCCUCUAUAUCCCAUCUAAAUGUGAUGUUAUGUGUCAAGGAACGGAAAGAUCUGGAACAACAUGAGAUUCAUUCAGAAGUCGGAUUCUGGUUAGAAAACCACUCAGAUAACAAGCGUAAAAACACGUCUUGGAUCAGAAUAAACACCGACCGCGUACGUUGUGCUGCGUUCACACCAAAUGCGAACUUUUCACGUCGGUAUACGUUAGUCGUCCGAGCCUCGAACCAGCCGACACCGCGACUCCACUGUGAGCAGCAUCGUUCUCCUGAUGGUGAAGUGGGAUACUACACGUUGCGCUCCAUUUGUAGUCGGAAGCCGGAAAAUUCGCCUUGGACUUCAGACUCAGACUUGGAUUCUAAAAUGGCUGCCACCGCACAUGCACUGUUACUUACUGACCUCGGGGGGGGGGGGGGGUUAUGACGCAACUUCCAGUUCUGACUUCCGACGUAAAUGGAACCGACAGUAGCCCAGCAGAACUGACACAGCGGCCCCACAAACACAGAUCAUCUUCUCUGCGUUACUAAAAAACACACAGAGACCAAACCAUCGUGAAUGUAGCGACUCAUUUACAACCAUAUUUAUAACGACU
Molecule: messenger RNA, 2373 nt
Organism: Solea solea (common sole)
Lineage: Eukaryota; Metazoa; Chordata; Actinopteri; Pleuronectiformes; Soleidae
Product: cleavage and polyadenylation specificity factor subunit 6-like
Exons: 14
Coding region: 102-1448 (448 amino acids)
Source: RefSeq, a predicted model, not a curated record